Molecule: messenger RNA, 2996 nt
Organism: Betta splendens (Siamese fighting fish)
Lineage: Eukaryota; Metazoa; Chordata; Actinopteri; Anabantiformes; Osphronemidae
Product: solute carrier family 23 member 1-like
Exons: 12
Coding region: 91-1893 (600 amino acids)
Biological process (GO): transmembrane transport
Cellular component (GO): membrane
Molecular function (GO): transmembrane transporter activity
Source: RefSeq, a predicted model, not a curated record
CAAACCGAGGAUGACUCCUUCCGCCUUCAUCCCGUUCCCGCACCGUCGCCCGUCUGCGGACUCGUCCACUCACUCGAUGCUAGAGUUCCAAUGGCUGCGGGGGAAGAAGACGGACAUCACAAUCAUGCGUUCGAUCUGGACGAGCGCGUGGAUGAUCAACCCAGGGCGAAGGCGCCCGAGGCCUCAGAGGACGGGCACCGGCCGGCCUACCGCGUGACCGACGUCCCUCCCUGGUACCUGUGCGUGUUCCUGGCGGUGCAGCACUACCUGACGGCGUUCGGCGGCAUCAUCUCCAUCCCCCUCGUCCUCGCCGAGGGUCUGUGCCUGCAGCACGACGGCCUGACGCAGAGCCGCCUCGUCAACACCAUCUUCUUCGUCUCGGGCCUGUGCACCGUGCUGCAGGUCACGCUGGGCGUGAGGCUCCCCAUCCUGCAGGGAGGCACCUUCGCGCUGCUGGCGCCGGCGAUGGCGCUGCUGACCGGGCCCCAGAUGGAGUGCCCGGCUUGGACCCAGAACGCCAGCCUGGUCAACGCGUCCUCCCCCGUCUUCAUAGAAGUGUGGCAGACGCGCAUGAGAACGCUGCAGGGCUCCAUCAUGGUGGCCUCGCUCCUCCAGAUCGUGGUGGGCUUCUCCGGGCUCAUCGGCCUCCUCAUGCGCUUCAUUGGACCCCUGACCGUCGCCCCCACCGUCUCCCUCAUAGGACUGUCGCUGUACGACUCUGCCGGGGCCAAGGCCGGCAGCCACUGGGGCGUCUCCGCCAUGGCCAUGGGUCUGAUCAUCCUGUUUUCCCAGUACCUGCGUCUCGUCCCAAUCCCCGUUCCCGCUUACAGCAAAGCCAGGAAACUCCACAGCUCCAAGUUCUAUGUCUUCCAGAUAAUGCCUAUUCUGUUGGGGAUCGCGGUUUCGUGGUUACUCUGCUAUCUUCUCACGAUCUACGACGUCCUGCCGGGGGACCCGUCUCGGUACGGCUACCUGGCUCGCACUGACGUGAAAGGGAGCGUGGUGAGCGAGGCCUCCUGGUUCACACUGCCCUACCCCGGGCAGUGGGGGACGCCGACGGUGAGCCUGGCCGGCGUGUUUGGGGUCAUGGCCGGGAUCAUUUGCUCCAUGGCGGAGUCCGUGGGGGACUACCACGCCUGCGCCAGGCUCUCCGGCGCUCCUCGCCCCCCCAGGCACGCCAUCAACCGAGGCAUCGGCGUCGAGGGGCUCGGCUGUCUGUUAGCGGGGGCCUUCGGCACCGGCAACGGCACCACCUCGUUCAGCGAGAACGUGGCGGCGCUCGGCAUCACCAAGGUUGCCAGUCGGAGUGUUAUUCUUCUGAGCGGAGUUUUGAUGAUUCUGAUGGGGAUGCUGGGGAAGAUCGGAGCCAUCUUCACCACCAUUCCGACUCCGGUGAUCGGAGGGAUGUUCCUGGUCAUGUUUGGGGUCAUAACCGCGGCCGGGAUCUCUAAUCUACAAUCCACAGACAUGAAUUCUUCCAGGAAUGUUUUUGUUUUUGGGUUUUCCAUGUUUUCUGCACUCGUCAUUCCAAACUGGAUCAUGAAAAAUCCUAAUUUCUUAGACACAGGGGUGAAGGAGUUGGACCAAGUGUUGCACAUAUUGUUGACCACUCAUAUGUUUGUAGGAGGCUUCCUUGGCUUCUUCCUAGAUAACACCAUUCCAGGGACCAGACGUGAGCGUGGCCUCUGGCGGGACGAAGUGCAUCCCGAAGACUCCGACGCAACCUUUGGACCUGAGCACAUUUACGACCUCCCGCUCGGCAUAACGUCCUGCCUCUCAUCCCAGCCGUGGGUUCGUCACAUCCCUUUCUGCCCUGGGAGGAGCCUCAGGUCCCACUCACAGAGCCCGGAGGAUGAGCUCAGCACAGGGGUCACCGACGAGUGCGCUUUGUAACGCCUGAUCCCGUUAAUCGAUGCGGUAAACGUAUGUGUAACCCACGUCUGAGCAGAGAUAUUAAUCAAUAUAAAGAACUCACAACAGAACACACGGGAAACUAGAAUAACACGCUCUGCUCCGCUUUCAAAGGAAAUCCAAUUUAGCCCGUGGAUAAAUUUGUUAUCACGCCGUCCUAUCUCCACGCUCAUCCACGCGGCUGCAGCCCCCCAGCUGUUAUUGUGUCUCCUUUGACAAAAGCAAACGGCGAUAACACAUCGCCGCAAUCUUUCUCGUUGUCUUUCACGCCUUCGUCUCGCACGCGCUGGAUUCAUUUCCGCCGCGGGUCCACCGUUUUGACGGACAGGUGGCGCGAUGCGUUUGGGUCGUGACGUGGUCGGUUUUCGCCCUCAGGCCCGUUUGAAACCGCUGGGAUGUGGGUUCUGAACCACACAAAAGCACGAGCGCAAAGAUGUGAACGGCACUUCAGACGUCACAUCGUGGAAGUCACGGAAUAAUUAAUUUUGUAAGGUGGUGUUCUGGAAAGAUAUUCACGCUAGAGUUUUAUGUAACCAGCGAUCUGCAUUUCAAUGGGAAAAGAUAAUUCCUCAUCACUGAUGGCCUAUGAGGUACCAGCUGCCUCAACUCUUUUACUUUCUCUUUACAAAAUCUACAUUACGUUUCUACAUUUCAGGCAUUUUAUGAGAUUUAUUGUAAGUUCUUGAAGACUUUCAUCAUUUUGACAAAAUCAUUACUGAAAGUGUGAUUUGGUGAUCAGAGUAAGAGGAAAAAGGGGGAGAGAGAGAGUGAUUGUGUAUUUAUGAGGUGGGGACGGACGAUAGUGCAGAUAAAUGUACUUCAACACUUCAACAUAAAUAAAUGACUAAAAUCAUUUUCAAACCCACGUCCACUUAUCGACUUACUGAUGUGUUUUUUUUAUUAUGAAAGCUGUAAUCUGUAUAAUUAUGGCGUCCUUGCUCACUUCCUUUCUGCCUUGUGUGCUGGAAUGCCAAUAAAACUGCGAUAUUUUAUUCUGGGCAUCCAGCAAGAAACAACAUUUCAACUGCAUUUUGAAGAUGCCCUGAAGGCAACAUUUUCACAGGCUGGCUGUGAAUGCAACGCCA